AUGCUGCGCUCCGUCACGCUGCCGUUCGUCGGCGACGUGCAGCGCGGGCGCUUCGUGAACCGAGAAAACAGGUUCACGGCCCACAUCAAACUCGACGACGGCGGGCAGACCGUCGCGUGCCACUGCAUCAACCCGGGCCGCAUGGAGGCGUUCGUCGAGGCCGGCGCCGUCGUCUGGGCGCGGCGCGUGCCGGCGGCGGAGCGGGAGAAGCGGAAGACGGAGUGGACCUGGGAGCUCAUCGAGCGCGACGGCGUCGUGUGCUCGACGAACACGCAGCGGCCGAACGCGUUGAUGGCCGCGGUCCUCGAGGCCGGCGUGCUCGCGGGCUUCCGCGGCGCGACGGCCGUCGUCGCGGAGAAGACGAUCCCCGGCGAGAACGAGAAGACGAAGAGCCGCUGCGACUUCUUCUGCGUCGACGACGACGGCUUCGACCACUGGAUCGAGGUCAAGAACUGCCACUCUUCGUACCCCGACGAGCCCCUCCUGCGGUCCUACGGCUACUUCCCCGACUCCGUGUCGGAGCGCGCGGCGCGCCACUGCCGGGAGCUGGCCAAGCUCGCGGCGAAGCCCAACACGCGCUGCACCGUCGUCAUCGUGGCGUCGCGCGCGGACGCCACGAAAGGCAUCCGGCCGAGCGACUACCACGACCCGGGCUUCGCCGCGGCCGCGCGCGCCGCGCGAGACGCGGGCGUCGCCUUCCGGGGCCUCCGCGCGACGAACUCGCCGACGGGCGGCACGACCGUCGAGAACGAGAUCGCCGUGGACCUCGGGCCGCCGCCGCCGGAGGCGCUCGGCGCCAUGCACCGGGCCUGGAAGCGCGCGAGCGCCAUCACGGGCUGGGACCGGACGUUCGGCGCCGACGCGCCGAAGCGCGUCGCCAACGGGCCCUUCGCGCACAACAAGAAGCGCGACGGCUGCUUCGACGCGGCCGCGCCCGAGGCGAACGCGUCGGGCCACUUCCGCGCGCCCGAGACAUUCUCCACGCACUUCGCCGACUCGGACGCGACGACCCCGCCGAAGAAGAAGCGGCCCCGCCGGAAAGCCCCGACCACACCUAAGUCGUAA
Molecule: messenger RNA, 1065 nt
Organism: Aureococcus anophagefferens
Lineage: Eukaryota; Pelagophyceae; Pelagomonadales; Pelagomonadaceae
Exons: 1
Coding region: 1-1065 (354 amino acids)
Molecular function (GO): DNA binding
Source: RefSeq, a predicted model, not a curated record